AUGAAGUUCUCUCUCUUUGCAGUCUAUGCUCUUGUAGCAUCCCUGACUAGUGCCUAUAAGAUUACCGGCGACAACGUCAACUGCCGAAGUGGUCCUGGCACUAGCUACUCCGUGAAGAGGUCCUUCAAGAAGGGGACUGAUGUCACCCUCUCUUGCCAAACCACUGGAGAAAAGGUUCUGGGUACCAAUAUCUGGGACAAAACCUCUUAUGGCUGCUAUGUCUCGGACUACUAUGUCAAGACAGGCUCCAGCGGAUUCGUCGUGAAGAAGUGCGGCACUUGCGGUGCGCCGAAAUCGAACGCCGCUACUGUGAAUCUCAUCUCGGAUUUUGAGGGAUUCAGGGCCAACAUCUACAAGGAUGCUGCUGGCUAUCCUACUGUCGGAUAUGGACACCUCUGCAGCAACUCCAAGUGCACAGAUGUCAAGUACUCUAUCCCGCUGUCCAAGGCCAAUGGCAAGAAGCUCCUGGCAACUGACAUGGCAAAAUUCGAGAAGUGCAUCACGGCUAUGGUCAGCAGUUCGGUGACGCUCAACUUGAACCAGUACGGCGCCUUGGUCAGCUGGGCUUUCAACAUGGGUUGCGGAGCCACCAAGACAUCUACCUUGAUCAAGCGUCUUAACAGGGGCGAGAACGUGAACAAGGUCUUGUCUGCAGAGCUCCCGAAGUGGGUGUACGCGGGUGGCAAGAAGCUCCCUGGUCUUGUUCGCCGCCGCAAUGCUGAGAUUGCUCUGGCAAAGAAGAAGACCACUGCCAAGGCUCUUCCGAACAAAUGUUGA
Ilyonectria robusta is the source of this 777-nucleotide messenger RNA. Its product is annotated as lysozyme-like domain-containing protein. The coding region runs from base 1 to 777 and encodes 258 amino acids. Gene Ontology annotation, molecular function: lysozyme activity. The transcript is spliced from 3 exons. Gene Ontology annotation, biological process: peptidoglycan catabolic process; cell wall macromolecule catabolic process. Lineage: Eukaryota; Fungi; Ascomycota; Sordariomycetes; Hypocreales; Nectriaceae. The record is from RefSeq and is a predicted model, not a curated record.